AUGGAACAAAUGCUAUAUUUAACUGCCCCAACAAUACUAUUAUUUUCAAAUGUAAUCAUUAAAAGUCUUAGCUCGGCAAGUCACUUUAAUAACGGCAGCAUUCUUGUUAAUGGAACAAGUAUAACAUCAUGGUACCAUUUCGUAAAAACCAAUCUUUUAAAACACUACCAAACUUUAAUUGAAAUGAACGACCCAGAAGCAAGAGUACCAUUUUCAAGAAAACCAUAUGGUAUAGAAAAUCAAGUUUCAUCAAAAUCAGUCGUUCAUAUACUAAGCAACACAAGGAAAUUUAGGAUUGAUUACCACUAUAUGAUUGAGUGUAUCGAUGGGCAAUUCAUAGACAUAUCAACACUAAUUCAAAAAUAUUUUACAAAUAAAAAUUAUGAUCAAAAGAUAGAAUUAAAGAAUUUUAAAUAA
Dictyostelium purpureum is the source of this 417-nucleotide messenger RNA. RefSeq lists its product as uncharacterized. Bases 1 to 417 code for a protein of 138 amino acids. NCBI's taxonomy places the organism in Eukaryota, Evosea, Eumycetozoa, Dictyosteliales, Dictyosteliaceae. The record is from RefSeq and is a predicted model, not a curated record. The transcript has 2 exons.